UGACUGCUUCUGCCCUCAACUUCCAGGCGCCGAAUGUGAACCUAUACAUCCUAAUCUCCUUUCAUGCCCUCCAGUUGAGGCUCAUGCUAGAUCACUCGCUUGCAUAGCUCUGGCCAAAUCAUGGCUGAGGGACUGCUUGGAAACCCACAUGAAUUGCAAAGCCAAUGGACCUCUCGCCAUGCCAAAGCGAAUUCUUCGCGUAAAGUCAAGCCAUGAUCCGCAAGCACCUUUUCGGAUCCGCCUCAUGAACACCAAAAACACCAAGAUGGAGCGCUACGUUGCAUUAUCUCACUGUUGGGGACUAGAGCGAUCCCUUGCUACUGAGAGUACAACUGUGGAUUCAUGGAUGAGGGACAUUCCAUGGUCCCGGCUGCCAAAAACUUUCCAGCAUGCAAUCGAAAUCACUGCUUUACUAGGCUUUUCAUAUAUAUGGAUCGACUCUCUCUGCAUACUUCAGGACUCUCGACCUGAUUGGGAGGAACAAUCGGCCCACAUGGCAGCCAUAUAUGAGCAUGCUGUUGUCACAUUGGCUGCUGGGUCUGCUACUGGUGACACCGAGGGAUUUUUAAGACCAAGACCCAAGCUUCUGAACGGAACCGUAAUGUUCCAACCAGAAAAUCCAAACUUGUCGCCCAAACCGGUUGCGUUUCGACAGGCUUUAACCCAUCAUUUCCUGCCUUCGAUCGACCCCCUAGAGAAGCGUGCAUGGGCCUUUCAAGAACGCCUGCUAUCCACUCGUGUUUUACUAUUUUCCCUCCAUGAGCUCCGUUGGGAAUGCAACACUGUCGAACAGUGCGAAUGCAGGAGUUCCUGGGACGUCUCUCAUACACUAUUCAACGACCCUCAUCCUUACAGUCGGAAGCAUCUUUCUCAGGAAACCCCCCGGCAUAAGCUGCACAAGUUCUGGUAUUGCGAUAUCAUACCACGAUUUACGAAUGCGUCCCUCACCAAAGAAAGCGAUAAGCUCCCCGCGCUGUCAGGUGUUGUACAGGUUCUCAGUAAGCUGCUUAAAGAUCCAUACGUCGCUGGCAUCUGGAAUGACGGAUCAAUGAGAGGCUUCUUAUGGAAUACUGCGAAGCGGGAGAAUUGCUUUGUAAGUCGCACCUACCGUGCUCCGUCAUUCAGCUGGGCCUCGCUCGACUAUAUGGUUAGCUACAACCAUCUCAGAUCAAGCUUUGAAGAAAGAGAAGAUAUCACUUGGCUCACCGAAGUCGUUGAGAUUCGGUGUAGCCUAGCUGGACUGGAUCCAUUCGGCCAAGUGACGGACGGCUAUGCUAUUUUCGACGGUCCUCUUGUUUCUGCCUGGCUGCAUUUCCCCCCAGACAUCAAUGGUCUGAAUGUCACGUUCCAACCAGCAAGUUCAACAGCCGCAAAUGAAUACAUCAGCUUCCAGCCUGAUGUAACGCUCGCUGUGUCGCGCCUUUCUCCCAGUUUUCCAUGGCCCCUGACUGUUCAUCGAGCAGAGCAAGAUCCGGGAAGGAUUGAGGGGAGCUAUUGCUGUUAUCUAAUGCGUCUUUGUACGAAGGGAGGUGGGGACUACUGCCUAGUUCUUGGAGCGUCGCUGCGAAAGCCGGGAGCGUUUGAACGGCUUGGGUUCCUGGCUAGACUCUCUCGUCUUGGAAUUGAGAAUGAUAUAAUUCAUAAAGGCUUCAAGGGCGCCACGAAGACACGGUUGACUAUCGUAUGAAAGGAGGAGAGGGACACGGGCAGAGAUGACAGCAAAGGCCCGCGCUUUACGUGACUGUAUGCAGUCAUCUCUCUCUAGUCGAGUUUGCUAUCUUAGCUUGAAAGCGAAUUGUUGAGUUUUUACUAUGGUACCCGGGGUAAGUGUUGUGUGUGGAGCGUGCACGCAUUCACCUUGUUAUUUUCAAGGCACCAAUCAUAGUGAUUCCUGAGCAUUUUAAUACAUAGAAAAGAGGUUGUGAUUGGUGCCUUUAGAAUAGAACGGGCCACUGGCUAGCGGCGAUGAUAGCGCAGGGCUA
Molecule: messenger RNA, 1982 nt
Organism: Mytilinidion resinicola
Lineage: Eukaryota; Fungi; Ascomycota; Dothideomycetes; Mytilinidiales; Mytilinidiaceae
Product: HET-domain-containing protein
Exons: 2
Coding region: 149-1687 (512 amino acids)
Source: RefSeq, a predicted model, not a curated record